Molecule: messenger RNA, 6251 nt
Organism: Callorhinchus milii (elephant shark)
Lineage: Eukaryota; Metazoa; Chordata; Chondrichthyes; Chimaeriformes; Callorhinchidae
Gene: pdgfra
Product: platelet-derived growth factor receptor, alpha polypeptide
Biological process (GO): positive regulation of kinase activity; cell surface receptor protein tyrosine kinase signaling pathway; multicellular organism development
Cellular component (GO): signaling receptor complex
Molecular function (GO): ATP binding; platelet-derived growth factor alpha-receptor activity; platelet-derived growth factor binding
Source: RefSeq, a predicted model, not a curated record
GUAGGUGCCCACUUCUCCCCGUCACAGGAGUUUGCGGAUUAACCACUUCGCACAAGUUGUUUUCCGCAAACAUGAACAUCUUCUUGAAGAUACUUUUGAUCUUGGAUUGUGUCUUUCUAGGGGUUUUCAAAGGACCCCAGGUUGCUACCUGCCAGAGUUUUCCAGAUAUUUAUCCCAACAAGGCAGAAAUAAUCGUCAAGCUUCAUACGUCAUUCAGCUUGAAGUGUUCAGGAGACAAUGAAGUGGACUGGGAGCUGCCAUUCCCCACUGAUUUUGUUACAGAUGUCAAGAAAAAGAGUGAAGAGAAUAACAGUGGGCAGUUUGUGAAAUCACUUGACAUCGAGAAUGCAAUGGGCACAUUUACUGGGAGGUACAUUUGCUAUUAUACUGGAAAACAAGAUGACUACGACGAUAUUCUGGGCCGGGACAUCUAUGUUUUCAUUCCAGAUCCAGAACAUCCGUUUGUCCCAACAAUGUUUGAACAUGUAGUGAUGGCUGCAUUUGGUGACGUUGUGCUUAUUCCAUGUCGUGCAUCUGAUCCAGAGAUCCAGGCCACCCUGUUUAACAUAGAGAAUAACAGCACAGUCUUUGGCAUUUACGACCAUAAGCAAGGAUUCUCCGGUCAUUUCCAAGAGGGAACCUAUACCUGCACCACAACAGUUAAUGGAGUGAAGUAUGAAUCACAAGAAUAUAUUCUUCAUACAUUUAGAGUGGCUGAGACCCUUGAGGUUGAAAUAGAAGCUCCUAAAACAGUAGUGAAAGUGGGUGAACCUAUUUCUGUGACCUGCAUGGUAAUGGAUAAUGAAGUGGUGGAUAUAGAAUGGAAUUAUCCAGGAAAAGAUAAGAGGACUAUUGCCAUUCAAACACUUCGUGAAACAAGAAUACCAAACUUAAAAAUUAUGAAGACCCUGCUCAUUGAGAAUGCCAGUCUGGAAGAUUCUGGAGUUUAUGAAUGUUCUGUGGAACAUGCAACCCAAUUUACCAAUCAAUUGAGGAAAGUUCGCAUCUCUGUCAAUGAUAAAGGUUUCAUCCACUUGAAUCCUCACUUCGGAACACAAGAGUUUGCAAAUCUGCAUGAAGUUAAGCAGUUUGUGGUGGACAUUGAAGCUUACCCAAAACCUACUGUACGGUGGUUAAAAAACAAUGUCACACUGCAUGAAGAGAACAAUGAGGUGAUAACCAACUUGGCGGAUGUGCAGGAAACCAAGUAUCAAAGCAAUCUGACUCUGAUCCGUGCAAAAGAACAAGAUAGUGGAGCUUACACCAUUGUAGUUGACAAUAUCGAUAACAUGACCACUUAUACCUUUGAUUUACAGGUUAAAGUGCCAGCUAAGAUCAUUGACCUUCGCGAUGUCCACCACGGCUCUGCCAAUGGCCAGAUAGUUUCCUGCUUUGUUGAUGGGACACCAAGUCCAGAGGUCGAAUGGCUCAUUUGCACGGAUUUAAAAAAGUGUGCAAAUGAUAGCAUGCUCUGGAACGUGCUGCUCAAUAACUCUAGCGACAUCAGCAUCGAGACAUUUGAGACGAAAGAGCACCAUGUGGAGAGCAAGUUGACCUUUCAGAAAAUCGAUAACACAGUGGCCGUGCGUUGCGUUGCCAAGAAUGAGCUUGCAGCCGUCGCGCGUGAAGUCAAACUGGUCUCUCAUAAUCUACAUUCUGAACUAACGGUGGCUGCAGCAGUUCUGGUGCUGUUAGUUAUUGUGAUCAUUUCUCUGAUAGUCCUUGUCGUGGUUUGGAAACAGAAACCAAGAUAUGAGAUACGAUGGAGAGUAAUUGAAUCUAUCAGCCCUGAUGGACAUGAAUACAUUUAUGUUGACCCCAUGCAACUUCCCUAUGAUACAAGAUGGGAAUUUCCCAGAGAGGGUCUUGUCCUUGGUCGAAUUCUUGGGUCUGGGGCCUUUGGGAAGGUAGUUGAAGGAACUGCCUAUGGCUUGAGUCGCUCACAGCCUGUCAUGAAGGUUGCUGUGAAAAUGUUGAAACCCACAGCUCGAUCUAGUGAGAAGCAGGCACUAAUGUCUGAAUUGAAGAUAAUGACCCAUCUCGGACCACAUUUAAACAUUGUCAAUCUGCUGGGAGCCUGUACUAAAACAGGUCCAAUCUACAUAAUUACUGAAUACUGUUUCUAUGGAGACCUGGUAAACUACCUACAUAAGAACAGAGACAACUUUGUCAGCCGGUACUUUGAAAAAGGCAUGAAGGAAAAGGACAUUUUUGGUAUUAACCCUGCUGAUGAAAGCACAAGAAGCUAUGUGAUUCUGUCGUUUGAGAACAAUGGCGACUACAUGGACAUGAAGCAAGCUGAAAGCACCCAGUAUGUGCCAAUGUUGGAAAGAAAAGACAGUUCAAAAUAUUCUGACAUACAGCAGUCAGUGUAUGAUCACCCACCAUCACACAAGAAGUCACUAACAGAGUCAACUGAGCUUUGGAACCCACUUUUAGAUGACAACUCAGAUGGGAUCAGCUUCAUGGAUCUAAUUAGCUUCACUUUCCAGGUUGCACGAGGAAUGGAGUUUCUGGCUUCUAAAAACUGCGUGCAUCGGGAUCUGGCAGCCCGCAAUGUACUCCUCGCACAAGGAAGGAUUGUGAAAAUCUGUGACUUUGGGCUGGCAAGAGACAUCAUGCAUGACUCCAACUAUGUCUCUAAAGGCAGCACCUUCCUACCAGUGAAGUGGAUGGCUCCUGAAAGCAUAUUCGACAAUCUUUACACAACCUUAAGUGACGUGUGGUCUUUUGGCAUUCUCCUGUGGGAAAUAUUCUCGCUGGGUGGCACCCCAUAUCCGGGAAUGAUGGUGGACUCCAACUUCUACAACAAGAUAAAGAGUGGCUACCGGAUGACGAAACCAGAACAUGCGACUUCCGAUGUCUAUGACCUCAUGGUGAAUUGUUGGAACAGUGAGCCUGAGAAGAGACCUUCCUUCACUCGUCUGGCAGAAAUUGUUGGGAACCUAUUACCGGAGGACUUCAAGAAGAGCUACGAGCAGGUGAACAAUGACUUCCUGAAGAGCGACCACCCUGCUGUUGCGCGGAUGAGGGUGGAAUCUGAUGACACCUACAUUGGAAUCAGCUACACCAACGAGGAUAAGAAGAAGGAUCGGGAGAGCGGAAUCGAUGACCAGAGACUAAGCGCCGACAGUGGUUACAUCAUCCCACUUCCUGACAUCGACCCCAUCACAGACGACAGUGAAACUGCUUCAAUAAGAAACCGACACAGUUCCCAAACUUCUGAAGAAAGCGCAAUCGAGACAGGCUCCAGCAGCUCGACUUUUAUAAAGCGAGAGGAAGAAACUAUAGAGGAUGUGGAAAUGAUGGAUGAUGUAGGAAUCGACCCCUCAGACCUUGCGGAAGACAGCUUUCUGUAACUGUUUGAGAACCAAGUCACUUGUAAAGGGAAAAUAAACUGCACCUUCCUGCAGACAAUAACUUCUGUAUAACCACUUUGUGAGGCAACCCAAGGAGAGAAUGUGAGGAGAGAACUUUGACGAUGUAUUGUAAAAGCAACAUCGGAAAUUCGAGAGCUAUCCUGGGCAAACAGUAUGAUUCCUAUCGUAGUACAUAUCAUGUGCAUAUUUUAGUGCAUUUUUUAUUAUGGUACUCUCUAUAGUGUAUGUGUGAGUGAGUGUGUUUGUGUGUGCACACACUGCCAUUCCAAUGGAUACCAGAAGGCCGUACAAAGUCAGUGUGUGUUUCAAAGGCUUGUCUCUAUGGAGGAGGGCAGUCCUUCCAUUCUGAAAAUUAACUGUAUUGGUUACAUUCAUUCAGUACCAUACAGGGUAAUAUGUGUUGCAUUGCAUCUCGGAUUCUGUAGCAGUCGGAAAGGAAUCAUUACAUAAUGCCAUGUCUUCUGUGUUCAGACCCAGAGUUCACCAUCACUGUAUUCCACAUGUGUUCUCUUAGGUACUUGCUUCUUCCUCCUUAUGAAUGGUGACUUGACUUAUUCCUUUAACAAAGCACAAUUUUUGGAAGUCAUUACAAGUAAAGAGCAUGUUGCAGUACAGCAAGAUUCCACCUCCAAAACUUUAGUUAUCUGUGAAAUUUUCUGCAAAAGCUGCAAAUUAAGACUGUUCACCCGGAUGAAAUAGACUUGACUUGUUUUAACUGGCCUUCGACGAAGAGUGAACCGUGGGAACCAGCAUCAUCACUGGGCCAUGGAUUGAGCCAGAGCCUAAAGCUACCCAACUUUGUUAAUAAUAUGCCAGGACUGAAGAACACCCCAGCCAAGCUCGGCUUGCGAUCAACCAGUUGCACAUCCUCUGUUAUGAAGCAGACUUGGAGCAUGUCAAAAGUAUGGAUAUAAAUCAAUUGCUUUGCUUUUGAAGUGAAGUGAAAAGGAGGGACUUGUCUUUUGUCUGAUCAAGGAACUGAUGGCCAAAUCCAGCAACAGAAGCAAUCUUUGUUCUGAGUACAACUAAAAUGGUACCAAUGCUUGUUGAGAAAGAAAGUCCUUGGGAAAAUCUCUGCCCACUCCACCUCUGUUCCCUGAUGGGGAAGUCAUCAAGCACAUCAUUACAGUAUGUGUAUAAUGUAAAUUAUAUUGCCUCUCUCCAAUACUGUUGGCUUCAAUGCACCUUUAAACCUUGCUGAUUUCAUAGCUUUAUAACUUCUGUGAAGUCAGUAAGAGAAGGGCUCCAUAAAUAGUUAUUCAAGGGGAAGGGUGGAAUUUAAUGGCUUACAAAAUGCAGAACUGAAAUGUAAAAGAAAUCUACAAGUGAAUAUUAAUGUUGAGUUAAAUAUAAAGUCAGCCUGUAUUGACAAAGGUCCUGCUGGCUGCUGUUCCUGUUUUAAUGACUGAUGUAAUAGAUAAUUCCAUUGUAGCAGAUGGUGUAUCUAGUCAUUAAGAGCAGUAUGUUUGGCCAAAUUCCAAUAUGUGGUCCAUGAACUAGAUUAGAUUGUAGUCAACAAAGGAAAGUAUGCCGGUAUUUCCAAAGCUCGGAGUUUGAUAUUUGUAGGCACCAACAAUUAGGUUUUCUGUCUUUGCAUAUGUGCUAAACUUCAGAACAUUCCCAGAACUAGUUGUCAGCUUUUACAUGUUGACAAAUUCAGUUGACUCAAACACUAGCUUUUUGUGAACAACUUUGAAUAAUGACUAUUCCUAUUUUUGUCAAAUCAAAUGAUUCAUUGAAACAUUGCUUCAGACUCAGCAAGGGGUCCCCAACGCAUGAGGAGAGAUUUCACCUUAGACUAGAUUUACCCUAUUUAUGUAGCACUUUUAGGGUGCUUUGGCAAAUAAUAAUAAUAAUCCUUGCAUUGCAGAAUACAGAAAUACAGAAUUUGGCAAAGUAAUAGUAUAGUAAUCUGAGAUAUAAUCCUUGCAUUUGAUACAGAGGCUUAUCAUGUUGUCAAGAUGUCUCAAAGUGAUUCACAGGAUACCCUGUAAAAUGGAUUGUGUGCUGUGUGGCAGCUAGUUUCCCAAUGACAUUCCCACAAACAAUUAUAGAGCGCGUGACCAAUUUUAUCUGAGGGAUUAUUGGGCAAAAAAUCAGGAGAGAGAAACUCCCUUCUCCAUUCAAAUAGUGCUGCAUGAGAUAUUUAAUGUCCACCUGAACAGGCAGAAAGAGGACCUCAGUUUAAACAACUCAUCUGAAGACAUCAUCAUAAAACCCAAUCAAAACAAACCCACUGUUACAAGUUAAUCAAUUGUUGAAUAUAAUCUUAACUUUGAAGUUGAUUUUCUGUAGCUUUAAAUCUUUUUUUNACAUGAAUCCAGGUUCAAAAUUAAGAACGUAGUUAAGAUUUCUGGAUGCUCUAAAGUGCUACGUUAAUAGAAUCAAUUUAGGUGGAAUCUCUCCCCAGCAGUCUUACAUUGUUGAAACACUACAGGCACACAUUUGGUGGACCAAUGUGCAUUAUUUUCAAUGAGCCUUCCCAUCUCCAAAGUGGACUGACUGUCAAUAAUGCCCAGCAUUGUUACCGGGCUCUUAGUUUUGUGUUUUCAUACUUUCUGUUUUUACAAAGCAAAUCCAGCAGGCGGCGCUGUGACAUAUUCCAGGUACAAAUGAGAUCCACCCAAUCCAUAUCAACUUUUUCUUCCUGUGUGUAAUCCGAUUUGUCUCAUAAUGUUUAGGAAAACAACAAGCAUACAAGUCUGAGCUAUUUUCCAAAACUUCUCCGCUUCCAGUUAUUAAUUUUCACGGGGAUUACAUUUUAGUGCUGCUGAUCCUGAAUUCAGUGGUGUUAAAUAGCUCCCCAUGAAUUCAUGUUACAAACAUAGGAACAGGAGUAGGUUAUUCAGCCCCUCAAGCCUGUUCCACCAU